UGAGCUGAGCCUGCUCGUGUCUGCCACCCCUCGAGAAAGCGGCGGAGGCUCCGUGGCAGCAGCUGACCGAGCCCUGCACCCCAGGACUGCCGGCACUGCCUGCGCUCUGUCCUUGCCCGAACCACGGCUCAGCCUGAGUGAGCUGGAAACACCCAUCCCAUGGGAAGCGCUACGCGGGAGAGCAGCGGCAGGCGGAGAUCUGUUACUGGAAGCUGAAGGCUGCUGCCUGGAUGAAGGGAGUGGCGGCUGACGGGUGCCUGGAGCACGAGGGAGCUGCGCGGUGACGGUGACUCGGACUGUUGGGUCCCAUCCCAGGCCGGGGGAAAGGAACAGUUUCACAGUGCCACCCACUGGAACGUGUCAGAAACCCACGUUUCUGCCUCUAGCUGGCCGCUCUCAUCCACGGGCUCCGUCUCCUCCUGAUCCUCCUGCCUGCCCUGAAAUCUGAGCUGAAGCUGCUACAGGAGCCCCACGCUUCCCCACGGGCCUCCACUUCUGCCGGCCGCGGCCCCUUUAAGGGCAGUAAGGGCGGAAGCGCUGUGCGGGCCGGGGAUUGCUGCACUUCCGCCCCGCCGGUGCUCUCGCGAGAUCUGCCACUUCCGGCGCCCUUUUCCGCGCAGAGCAGGCCAAGAUGGCAGAAGUGGAGCAGAAGAAGAAGCGAACUUUCCGCAAGUUUACCUACAGAGGAGUGGACCUGGACCAGCUCCUCGACAUGUCCUACGAGCAGCUGAUGCAGCUGUACAGCGCCCGCCAGCGCCGCCGCCUCAACCGGGGGCUGCGCCGUAAGCAGCACUCCCUGCUGAAGCGGCUCCGCAAGGCCAAGAAGGAGGCACCGCCCAUGGAGAAGCCCGAGGUGGUGAAGACCCACCUGCGCGACAUGAUCAUUCUCCCCGAGAUGGUGGGCAGCAUGGUGGGCGUCUACAACGGCAAAACCUUCAACCAGGUGGAGAUCAAGCCCGAGAUGAUCGGUCACUACCUGGGCGAGUUCUCCAUCACCUACAAGCCCGUGAAGCACGGCCGGCCUGGGAUCGGUGCCACCCACUCCUCCAGGUUCAUCCCACUGAAAUAAACGAGAGCUUUGGGAAUCUU
Numida meleagris (helmeted guineafowl) is the source of this 1089-nucleotide messenger RNA. It is a transcript of the gene RPS15, whose product is annotated as ribosomal protein S15. Lineage: Eukaryota; Metazoa; Chordata; Aves; Galliformes; Numididae. Gene Ontology annotation, molecular function: RNA binding; structural constituent of ribosome. Gene Ontology annotation, biological process: translation; ribosomal small subunit assembly. The coding region runs from base 632 to 1069 and encodes 145 amino acids. The transcript has 4 exons. The record is from RefSeq and is a predicted model, not a curated record. Gene Ontology annotation, cellular component: cytosolic small ribosomal subunit; ribosome.